Molecule: messenger RNA, 1696 nt
Organism: Caenorhabditis auriculariae
Lineage: Eukaryota; Metazoa; Nematoda; Chromadorea; Rhabditida; Rhabditidae
Source: the annotation of a GenBank genome assembly
AUGGUUCUUCGGUCCAUUUACCUCGUUCCUUUGGCAUACGGAGCUUGUGCUUUGGGAGCUACGGGAACCAAGUGAGUUGAUCGACGCGAAAAUUUGUUUUCUCUGGAGAAGGCGGUGUACACAUCGCUCAUAAAACUCUAAUCUGUCAAUAAACGUUCCCGAUUAAGUUUCUCAUAACAAAAGAAAACUUUCAUGCUCGUUUUGAUUCAUUUCUAUUUCAAAACAAUUUAUUUAAAAAAAGUCUUAGAAAUUCUUAUUGUUUUGUCGACGGAUACUACGACUGAUAAGGACGUGUGCUGAUAAAAUUAAGAUCUUUGAAAAGACAGGAUUCCAAGUUUUGAGCCCUUCUAAGAGGUCAGCUUUUCUGGAAAGGAAGCUUCCGCACGAAGCUUCUGAUUUUCCAGGGAUUUCGCUAAAGAUACAGUAACAUUGGAGACAGAAUAUACUCACUCUUAUUUCUAAUAGUUGCGAAAAUUUCAGAUAUUUUUUCGUUUCUCUUAUCAGAAGGUACCCGCAGUUUCUACCUUUUUUAAGGUAUUUCCAAACAAAAAAGAAUAAUAAUUUGAACUUUCCAGCCACACUCAAGUUUCCUUGUUAGGCGAGUGUCUGUUUUGCCAUCUGGUGAGCUUCUCAGCCUUUCUGCGUGAGCCUCAGACUUCUUUUCCUUCUGAGAACCUCUUUCAGUGCUUCUGACAUGCUACAUCCGACAUCGCCAGGCCGUCGAGUACUACUGCCACCGACUCGAGUGGGAAAGUUCCGCAUGGCGCCGCGCAUCUUUCGUUCUUGCCGGUGUGGGCUCAAUUUCCGCGUUCUUCAUCACCAUCAUCGCCCAUUGCGAGGUUUUCGUCGCGACGAUCUUUCCACUAGAGCUUUUCGGCUUUCAGGAUGAGAAGUUGGCAACGAUCCACGACGUCGCAGACUCUUUGGCUUUCUUCUGUGGUUUCGUCUACGCCUGGGGACAAACAAUACUGAGGUGCGAUGAGAGUUUAUUUCGUACCUGGUAGAUUCAAAAAUUAAAGAAGCAUACACACUUUUUUUGUAAAGCUGUUGUCGAGAGCGCCAUCCUGAAAAAAAGUUUUUUUUUGUGGCUAGAACUGCGUGAGCUGCUCUGAAUUUUUUUAGCGUAGCGGAAAAAAACUGCAAACUCAGUUGAACCUUCGAGAAAAAUUUCAACGAACUAAUUUUUUUCGAAAAGUUUGAUUGUUUUGAACUACAUGCAAGCACAACGAUAUGAAGCUUUUGACUUGCCUCUGAAGGCUAAAUAAACUCAAAAACAUACGCCCGAGAAGGCUCAAGCUCUGUUUUUUUUUUAGCAGCUUUGUCAUCCCCAGAAUGUGCUCCCUGCGCGUCUGCGUAGCUCGUUUUCUCAUAGUUCUCAGCGAAACUGUAGCCUACGGAUUCUGUAAGCCGUUCUCCUUUUCGACCCAGAGUAUUGCCUUCAGACAGAUUCGCGAAAAACGACGCCGAGCUGUCGUCUUCCUGGGUGGUGGAGGCAAGUCUGUGGACGGUUUCUGUCUGUUUCCAUCUCUUCGUCGUUUCUUUUUUCAUCGAGCUUCGCUUCGCUUAUGCUCACGCUCCUCGGGUCGUCUUUGUUCUCUCAGGUAGAGAAUCUCUUUACGUUUGAAUCCUUUAACUGUUCUGAUCUUCAGAUGAAGUCGAAGAACUCGUAUAUUCCAGAACAGGUUCAAUCGAUUGA